CCAUCAGUCGGCGUAAGGAGACUGCAGUAGGUGGUGGCUUCGAGCAGACGCGUGCGUUUUGUGAGCUACCACGGUUGUCUUUGGUCGUGUUUUCUAACUAAUUUGUGCGUGUUUUUGUGUCGUUUGUGCUGCGUCGUCGACGAAGGUGGUUCACGGCAAAGGAAUGAGUGCCGAGGAAGAACCCAUGGAUGUGGGGGAACGUGCUGAAGCGAGUCCGGAACAGCCGGCAUCGGAAAAGUCGGGCGAAGAUGGUGGUGACGUUGAGGAAAGCCAGGAGAACACUAAGGAUGAGGACGAGGCUGAAGGUGUAGAUGAAGAUGUAGGGGAUACACGACCUUCUCUCGAGAAACUAACUCCACCACCAAUCAGCUCCCUCAAGGAUCUCAAAAAGGAUUCGGCCGAAUUCAACCAACGCGUUGAGAAAGAUCGCAGUAACCGAUUCGAUUAUCUUCUUCAACAAACGGAGAUUUUUUCUCAUUUUAUGCAGAACUCGCAGUCGGGCAAUAAAACUGCCAGUGGAAAGCCCAAAGGCAGGCCCAGAAAGACUCCAAAAGCACCUGAGGGAGACCAUCGUCAUCGUAUGACGGAACAAGAAGAGGACGAAGAGCUUUUGGCUACGUCGAAUGCCCAGGAGCCUUCAUUUGUGCGAUUCGACGAGAGCCCCAAAUACAUCACUGGCGGAGAGCUAAGAGAUUAUCAAAUUCGUGGACUCAACUGGAUGAUUUCCCUUUAUGAGAAUGGUAUUAAUGGUAUCCUAGCCGAUGAAAUGGGUCUCGGAAAAACACUCCAGACAAUCUCGCUGCUGGGUUACAUGAAACAUUUCCGUAAUAUUAACGGACCACAUAUGGUACUGGUUCCUAAGUCGACAUUAGCUAACUGGGAGGCGGAAUUCGCUCGUUGGUGUCCAUCUUUACGUACUGUUAUUCUGAUCGGUGAUCAGGAAUCACGUAACACACUUAUCCGUGAUGUUAUGAUGGCCGAGAAAUGGGACGUUCUUAUCACCACCUAUGAAAUGGUUAUUCGUGAGAAAGGCGUCCUUAAAAAGUUCAACUGGAGCUACCUCGUUAUUGACGAGGCUCACCGUAUCAAGAAUGAAAAAAGCAAACUUUCGGAAAUCGUGCGUGAAUUCAAGACAACAAAUCGUCUCCUGCUAACCGGUACUCCUUUGCAGAACAAUCUGCAUGAACUGUGGGCCUUGCUUAAUUUUCUGCUGCCUGAUGUGUUCAACUCAUCCGAAGAUUUUGACUCAUGGUUCAGUACCAAUUCCGUGUUCGGCGAUCAAACCCUAGUAGAACGACUCCAUGCUGUGCUACGACCUUUUCUUCUACGUCGUUUGAAAAGCGAAGUCGAAAAACGUUUACCACCAAAGAAGGAGGUGAAAAUCUACGUUGGCUUGAGUAAAAUGCAACGCGAAUGGUAUACAAAAUGUCUCAUGAAAGAUAUCGAUAUCGUGAACGGCGCCGGCAAAGUGGACAAGAUGCGUUUGCUUAACAUCCUCAUGCAGCUGCGGAAAUGUUGCAACCAUCCGUACUUGUUCGAUGGAGCAGAGCCCGGACCGCCUUUUACGACUGACGAACACCUGGUGUACAACUGCGGUAAGAUGGUUGUACUGGACAAACUUCUGCCCCGUCUAAAGGAGCAGGGUAGCCGCGUAUUGAUUUUCGCCCAGAUGACGCGUAUGUUGGACAUCUUAGAGGAUUACUGCUUCUGGCGCAAUUGGCAGUACUGCAGGUUGGACGGACAAACCCCACAUGAAGAGCGUACAAAGUCAAUUAAUGAUUACAACGCGCCAAACAGUGAAAAAUUCGUAUUCAUGUUGUCAACCCGUGCAGGUGGUCUAGGUAUCAAUCUGUAUACCGCCGACAUUGUCAUCUUGUACGACUCUGAUUGGAAUCCACAAGCCGAUUUGCAAGCUAUGGAUCGAGCCCAUCGUAUCGGUCAACUGAAGCCAGUCAAGGUAUUUCGAUUCGUCACUGAAAACACGAUCGAGGAGCGUAUUGUCGAAAAGGCCGAAGUCAAGCUUCGUCUAGAUAAGAUGGUCAUCCAACAAGGCCGUCUCGUUGACAAUACAAAUAAGCUUGGCAAAGACGAAAUGAUGAGUAUGAUUCGUCAUGGUGCCGAUCAUAUCUUUGCUUCUAAAGAAAGCGAAAUUACGGACGAAGAUAUUGAUGCUAUCUUGUUGAAAGCUGAAAAGAAGACCGAAGAAGAAAACAAGAGGUACGAGCAGAUGGGUGAAAGUUCAUUGCGUAAUUUCACCAUGGACACUUCUGAAGGUAAACAAUAUUCUGUAUACAACUUUGAAGGUGAAGACUUCCGUGAGAAAGGAAAGAACGCUGGGCUCAAUUGGAUCGAACCACCGAAACGGGAGCGACGCGCUAAUUAUCAGGUAGACGCAUAUUUCCGUGAGGCACUGAGGGUAUCUGAACCCAAAGCACCAAAAGCUCCUCGACCACCAAAGCAACCGAAUGUUCAGGAUUUCCAAUUCUUUCCACCACGGCUAUUCGAACUGCUUGACAAAGAAAUUUAUCACUUCCGUAAAACCAUCGACUACAAAGUGGCGAAGAAUCCUGAUUUGGGUGCGGAUGCGCGCCGGGCUCAGCAGGAAGAACAGGCAAAAAUUGAUGAGGCCGAGCCAUUAACUGAAGAGGAAGUGGCCGAGAAGGAACGCCUUCUUACCGAAGGAUUCACCAAUUGGAGCCGAAGGGAUUUCAAUCAAUUCGUUAAGGCAAAUGAAAAAUUCGGCCGAGAGGACAUCGAAAGCAUCUCACGCGAUGUCGAGGGUAAAACACCAGAAGAGGUUGUCGAAUAUUCCCAGGUCUUCUGGGAUCGCUGCCAAGAAUUACAGGAUAUUGAGAAGAUUAUGGCGCAAAUAGAGAAGGGCGAGGCUCGUAUCCAGCGUCGAGCAGGUAUUAAACGAGCUCUCGAUUCGAAAAUGUCUCGCUAUCGCGCGCCGUUCCACCAGUUGCGCAUUGCUUACGGCUCAAACAAGGGCAAGAACUACACCGAGGAAGAAGAUCGUUUCCUGGUUUGCAUGAUACAUAAGCUGGGUUUUGAUCGGACGGACAACGUCUAUGACGAACUCCGAGCCGCAGUGCGUCAAGCGCCACAAUUCCGUUUCGACUGGUUCAUCAAGAGUCGUACGGCUACUGAACUCCAGCGACGGUGCAACACGUUAAUUACAUUGAUCGAACGUGAAAACCAGGAACUAGAGGAAAAGGAGAAGAACGAAGGAGGCAAGAAGCGGGAUAACUCGAGCAAGGGCAGGCCAUCGAAUGGCACAACUAACCAGGGUGGACAAGGCACCCCCAAGCCACAGAAAAGGUCAAGCGGCGCCGUUGGAUCCACAGACUCGAAGUCGAAGAAACCUCGAAACAAAUGAGUAAGCUUGAAAACAAACGGCAUGAGGCACGUUAAAACCGUAGUUUGCAACGUUUGAAGCCAUUUUCCACCGCAAGCUCGAGCGGACCGCUAUAUAGGGCUGUGACGGAUGAACUCGGCGAAGCGAUGUGGCGUGGAGAAAAGCAGCAGAACUAGAAAACUUUUUUGUUUACUUUUCACACAUGGAACUGAAUUUGACUGAUUGAUAAUCAUGUAGUUUAGGUUCUGCUCGCGUAAAUUACAUUGUGACAUUCUUCCUAAUAUAUAUAUAUAUAUAUAUAUAUAUAUAUAUAUAUUGCUUCUACUGUAAAUAGAUGACAAUAGUACAUGAAAAAAAUGAUGUAGUCUUAACGACAGAUAGCCACUGAUAAAGAAAGAUAAAGAGCGGCGAAAUAAAGUAAAAAAGAGCUACAGGUUCAAGAGCACAACUGCUGGGCAUUGUAACCGCUGUGGCUAGCCAGCUGCCGUUAGAAAACACAUAAGUGGAGUGUAAGCGGUAAAGCGCGCAGCUAAAAAAAAGCUUUACCGUACUUCGUGUUCACGAUCUGCCGUUAAGUGUGUGCAGAGGAAUAAAAUGCCUCUACCUGAAGUGAAACGUAGAAAAUGAGGAUAAACGAUAAUAAGUGAACUUACGACGUUUAGGUAGCUGUAAUGGUGCACGUACUCAUGCACUAGGAGAUCAUAUAAGCUAUAAAUAAUACUAACUAUUAUAACAAUUGUAGAACAUAAUUAUAAAUUAUCUUUAUUUUAAUGAAGAUAUCUGUUUAUUCAGCGACGAGCCUUGAAUAUUAAUGUCAAGUAAUCCGUUCGUUCGAAUCGACUCAGCGCCUUCGUUUCUCAAAAACUGAAAAUGGAUGGAAGUCAAAAGUGCAACAGUUUACGCAAUGUAUGGCCAUACAAGCAUCGAUCCCAAACAAAUUCGAAUGAUAUUCCGAAUGCCGAUAGCAUGAGGCCUAAUUAAAUUUUCCAGUUUAUUUAGCUCGACGCUAUUAUGCAUUCGUAGUGUUCACUUUUGUUUCAAAUUUCUAGUAAAAAUUAAGUACGAGGAAAAGGAUUAAAUUUUGCUACUUCGUUUAGACCCAUCUGGCAUGAAUUGCUAUCUAUAAUAAUACGAGAUCCGAAUUUAAGGCUUUUUAAGAUUGCUGUGUUUGAAAAUAGGUUAUUUUUUUUUAAUGAUGAUCUGGUAUCACAAUACACAUCAAAACGAUCUAUAAUAGUAUAUAUUGUACAUAUGCAUUGCUUCUUGAGAUCCAGCGUUUUUGUCAUUAAGAUCCACUCCCGCAUUCACAAUUGACCUCUGUUAAAAUUUAAGAACAUCAGGAAAUGCGACGUUGUUGGAUACACUUAGGUAAUAAUGUCUGGCCUUGGACGACAUUUACACCAGGGAAUAUACUGAUACUAAUAUGAUAAUAAAAUUUGUCAGUUUCGUCACAAAAAACUUUUUUCACUUGGAUUCUGGGAGUUGUUGUUUCGCACUUUGCAGCUUUAGUGAGAGGGAGCAUCCGUUAGAUGGACUUAUGAAGUAAUUUGUUUUCGGUUACCAGUAAAUAAACAAAGACGAAUAGAAAUCAUUUAGAGGAAGUCUGCAGCAUACGCUAUUAUAGGUGCAGAGAAAACUGCCAAGUCAAGUUUUUC
Varroa destructor (honeybee mite) is the source of this 5013-nucleotide messenger RNA. It is a transcript of the gene Iswi, whose product is annotated as nucleosome-remodeling ATPase imitation SWI. The record is from RefSeq and is a predicted model, not a curated record. Lineage: Eukaryota; Metazoa; Arthropoda; Arachnida; Mesostigmata; Varroidae. Gene Ontology annotation, molecular function: ATP hydrolysis activity; histone binding; DNA binding. Gene Ontology annotation, biological process: nucleosome organization. Gene Ontology annotation, cellular component: nucleus; chromatin.